GAUCACUGAGUGGGCGUGUCUGUGGGCGGGGCAUGGGCGGGGCCGUAUAAAAGCGGCGGCGGCGGCGGGUCCCGGCAGUCGCGGCGGGGCCAUGAACGGGCGGAACGGUUGGUGCGCGGUGCUGGACGUGCGGCCCCACGGCGAGAGCCCGGAGAGCGUGAAGGUGCUGCGGCUGACGCUGCCCAAUGACCUCCCGGGCGAGCGGCGCGAGCAGGCGAAGCAGAAGCCGGUGGGCAAAGCCUUCGCCAUGGUGGCCAACAGAUCCAGCAACGGGCACUCCCUGGCCUCCGAGUGCAUCAAAUCCAACGACGGCGACGAGGAGAUCAUCAAGGUUUACCUCAAGGCGCGGGCCGAGGGCGGCGCGAACCACGAGGAGCACGUCAACCAGCUGAAGAGCGAAGUUCGUUACAUCCAAGAGGCUAGAAGUUCUUUGAAGAAGCUGCGGGAAGACUUAAGUAGUAAACUUGAGAGCAGACAAGGAGAUAAGCAGCACGCACAGGUCGUGAUGGAGGAGCAGAAUGGGAGCUGGUCGUGCCCCGACUCCUGGGAGGAGGAGGAGGACGAGUGCUCCGGGGAGGACGUGGAGAAGAUGCGGCACACGGCAAAGAGGCUGUUGGCCAAACUGCAGGAGGCCGAGCGGCGCCAUCGCUUGGAACAACAAGCCUUCGAGCGGACGGUGUCGCGGUACCAGGAGGACGCGGAGCGCGCGGGCUCGGCGCUGCGGCGAGCGGAGCAGAGCGCGGCCGAGAAGGAGCUGCAGGUGGAGGAGCUGCAGAGGCUGCUGGCGGGGAUGGAGAAGGAGCACAGGAGUUUGCUGCUGAAGAUGAAAGAGGGCGAAGCGGAGCUGGCGCGGCUGCGGAGCGUGGAAGGCGACAAGCUCGCCCAACAAGACCGGUCGGCGCAGCUGGAGAAGGAGGUGGCGACGCUGCGGGAGAAGAUCCACCACCUGGACGACAUGCUGAAGAGCCAGCAGCGCAAAGUGCGCCAGAUGAUCGAGCAGCUCCAGAACUCCAAAACGGUGAUUCAGGCCAAAGACGCCGUGAUCCAGGAGCUCAAGGAGAGAGUCGCGUACCUGGAGGCCGAGAAUCUGGAGAUGCACGACCGCAUCGAGCACCUGAUCGAGAAGCAAGUGAGCCGGGGCGGGCACAGCGCCCGGGCGCGCUCCAAGUCGGAGUACGUGAGCAGCAAAAGGCUGACGGGCCCCAAGCCGCUGCCUCUCAUUCGAGUGGUGGAAACAUGAGUUCCAAGGGCUGGGCCGAGCUGAAGACUCUCCCCUUGUUACCGUUGACCAGAUUUCCCCGCUUGGCUGCCGUCCUCCGGCCCCGGCGCUCCCGGCGGCUCCGGCGGGGAGAACCGCGGCAGCCGAGCACACAGGGAGCCGGGGCGGCCCUGGCAGAGGAAGGAGGUUUGCGAAGCGUCCGCGGCGCCGGGUGGCGUUUCGGAGCUGGGACCGGCUCACGGUGCCCGGUCAGUCCUGGCUUUGCUUUGCCGGGGUUGCUCUGCGGGAGCAGUUUUGCUUCUGAAGGGGCUCCAUCCAAACAGCGACCCCCGUUCAGCUUGCAGCUUGCCGACAUGGACUUGGGGUUUAACAAAAACGGAAAGAAAAUAAUCACUCGCACAAAGAAGAAAGAAAUCCUCCUGAAACCGGACUCCUUCCCACAGCAAAGCCCAACGCGUGACAAGUUGGGAGCCUCCACCUCCGAUCUCCAGCACACAUCAGGCUGCUCCGGACUCGGCAAAGGCUCACGCGGCCGCAACCCGGCGUCUCGCCCCUUUGCUUUUCCUCAGAGCGUAGAGAAAUUGUACCCGCUGUGCGUCGUAGCGUUUAAAGCCAGAGGCUGUUUGGUUUGUUCCCCGUAUUUAUUUCAAUGGAUGAUCGGUGUGUUCCGAUGAUGUGGUGACAGGCGCGGUGGCUGCCUGGCCCGCGCGUGAACUGGGAAGCACCAACCGGCUGGCCCGUUGUGACCUGUACGGCGAGAGGAAAGUCGUUGGCGUUUGUACUGACUGUGUUAAUUAUAGGAAACAAAAUACACGUGCCUUAACCCCUCUG
Molecule: messenger RNA, 2050 nt
Organism: Columba livia (rock pigeon)
Lineage: Eukaryota; Metazoa; Chordata; Aves; Columbiformes; Columbidae
Gene: TUFT1
Product: tuftelin 1
Exons: 13
Coding region: 92-1240 (382 amino acids)
Biological process (GO): intracellular signal transduction
Cellular component (GO): intracellular anatomical structure; cytoplasm
Source: RefSeq, a predicted model, not a curated record